This is a messenger RNA of Cladocopium goreaui, 3765 nucleotides long. Lineage: Eukaryota; Dinophyceae; Suessiales; Symbiodiniaceae. The record is from the annotation of a GenBank genome assembly.
AUGGCCAUCAAUGGGGCCAAUGGAGCCAAAAAGCCUGGAUCUGUGCUGGAUCACAGUGGCUAUCUCUUCAAUGAAUACAGCAAGGGCAAAGAGUACAUGGUGCUCAGAGCCGGCGUCUUACGAAUUCGAACCGGCCCCAAGGGUUCAGAUCUGGCUGUGCUGUACAUCUUUGCAGUGGGUACUGAAGUCCGACAGCUGCCCAAUUGCAAGCUGCAGAUCCGAUGUCGAGUGCCACACGCGCAAGAGUACCUGUUCACUGCCGAGUCAGAAGCAGAGGCUGAAGUGUGGCACGAGAUGCUGCGUGCUUCUAUCAAAUCUGCGGAGAACAAGACACGAGCCCUGCUGGAACAUAUCUACAGUGGCUCCACCAUGCACAAGUACAACUACAGCAACUCAAAACGAUCACGGCGCUUCUUCUGGGUGCAGAAGGAUGAACUUUGCUGGGGCCGCGCCAAGACCGACUCGGAAGUUCAGAAUGUGAACCUCAAAGAAUGCCUUGGAAUCGUCUAUGGUCCGAUGACUACCACGUUUCAACGCUGCGAUCAUCGGGAGGAUCCGGACUGGGCCUGUUUCAGUCUGCUCUUCACGGGGCGCACCUUGGAUCUGGCCGUGGCCGGCGACCUGCAAAUUCACGCCUGGUUGUUGGGAUUGCAGCAUCUCAUCUCUCAACAUGGCGUGGGUUCCAUGCCCAUUAUGUCUGAAGGCGAGUUUUAUCGGCGCAAGGUGCAGUACAAGCUGAUGUCUGUGGCGCACCAAAACGGCUUGGUGCUGAGUCGCUUCCUUUUGAUGAAAGUCAAGGAGGCCGGACGACCCGGCGCCGCGAAAGCCGUGGCGAGUACUGGUGGCCUGGGCGGCCUGGGCGCCGGUGCCUUGGUGAGUGGUGGUCCUUUGGCUCAACCCAUGCAGGUCUUUUCUCCAAAAAAGGAGAAGAAGAAGAGGGACAAGGAGCCGCUCGACCCAGAAGCGCAAGUGCGCAUCGAGGGCCUCAAGGAGCAGGUGCUCAAACUUCAGGCAAUGCUGCGGCGGAGAUGUGCCGAAGCCGAUGGUCAGGAAGAGCUGUUGAGACGGGCGAAGGAGGGGAAGAUCUCCGCCUCCCAGGAGCUGAGCAAAGAACUCCAGGAGAUCACCUUGGAUGUGCUUUCAAAGCGCUGUAAGGCUUUGGAGGCACAAGCCCAGCAGCUGACUGAAAGCAAUGAGCAGAUGGCGCCACAAGCCAAAGAUGCUGGGAAAUCUGAAAGGUCGUUGAAGAAAUUGCAGUCGAAGCUUGAAGAAAGUGAUGCCCGCAAGCGAUCUCUGGAACAGGAGCUGGGCAUCGCUGCGAGCACCACGGCAAAGGAGAGCGGCGCCUUGAACGCCUCCUCCAAAGCAAAGAAGGUCGCGCAAAGUCGCAGCCAGGAGCUCCAGCAACGCGUCCACGACUUGGAGCAGCAGCUGAAGACUCCGCAGCAGGCAGCCCCGGCGGCGCGGCAGGCGGCGUUGGACAACAAACGCCACGACGAGGCGAUUGCCAAAGGGGAACAGGAGAAGCUGCACCUGGCGCAGCGACUGGAGGCGCUGGAGCAGGAGCAGAAGCGCGUGCUGGAAACGGAGAAGAAACUCUUGGAGCGCCUGACCAAAAGUCAGAAGGCCAACCAGUCGCUGGACGCCCGCUGUGCGCCGCUGAAAGUGGCGGCCCAGGCCAUGCGGACGCAGCAGCAACGCCUGCGUACGGAGGUGACUGAAAUUGGAACGACUUUCAAUGGUGAGGUGAAGAAAAUGCUCGAAGCCACAACAAAGGUAAGAGAUCGGACGAAAGCCUUGGAGCAGAAGCACAACUUGGCCAUCGAGGACCGGGACAAACUCCAGACCCUGGUGGCGGAGCUUGAGGCCGCGUGCGCGGGCAGCCCGUCGGCCACAAAGAAAAGCCGCGCGAAAGCGAAGGUUCGGCUACACCUCAGCAGUGUGGAUGCGGAAGGCUCCUCUCGGGCGAUGGAGCUCUUCAAGUUGUUGGACAGCGACGCUGAUGACCUCUUGAGUCCGCGCGAUUGUCUCAAGGCCUUCAGGGGCGCCGCAGCGCUGGUCAAGGAACGUGCGGACAAUGCACUUCAUCAAGAGAGACUCAAAGCCUUCCUUCGAGAACGCGGUCUUCCUUUGGAUAUGCAGAUCCCUCGUCACAAAGCACUGGGUGGUGAUCAGUACAGUCGCGCGAUGUCACUGCAGAGGUACUUGGUGCUGAAGUACGGAUCCUUGUACGAGGCUAUCCACUCCAUGGAUUCCUCCGGCAUAGGCUUCGUCAGCAAAGAUGACUUCGUUCAGCGUUUGCUGUCGGAUCGCUAUUGCCUCUCUGAAUAUGAGGCGGAGGAACUCUUUCAAUCCUUUGACCCUUGGGGAAAGGGCUGGUUGCCUCUUCAACGAAUGCUGGAAUACGAGGUCUCUGGAAUGGAAUGGCUGCGACCAUGGGUAAAUGCUGCGUCACCACGGAGCGUUUCCCCACGUGGCUCUCCUUCGCCGCGCGGCACCUCUCCGCGCUCCGCGUCGCCGCGGUCUGCAUCGCCGCGGAGUACGGCGCGAAGGUCUGGCACCAGAUCGCCCGAUCGUUUUUUUGCCUCACCACGGAGUGCUCAAGGAAGUGGUUGGAUGGAAGAGGAACUGGCGGAAGAUCGCUCCGACUUUCUCUUCUCAGACCCUGGGCGGUUGGAUGGACCACCUCCCUCGAGUCCUAGGCGUCAACCAACCAAGCGCUCUCCACGGUCGUCUGCGCAUGAGAGGCUUCACAUUGCUGGGAUCGGACAUAAAAGGGCCUUACCUGGUGAUGAUGCCCUCCGAAGCGCCUAUCAGAAUCUGGAGGAGGCCAAAAACCUGAUGGAUGAGAUGAAGCAGAAGGCCAAGGAGCGAGCGGCUGCGGCCAUGAAAGCUGUGGACGAAGCUCGAGAUCGUGCACAGGCUGCGAAGGCAGCAGCAGCAUCCGGGUCUGUGCCGCCAUCCCUGCAGGCCCCUGGUCCUGUGGAGCGCUUCCGUGCCAGCAGGCCACAACGUCCUGAAGUGCCAGCCAUCAAUCUGCAGCCGGUGAAGGAUGACGAGUCCUUAGGGCCGUUGACUCCAGCAACAACUCCCCGCGAAGCCGCAGAGGGCAGCGAUGCUUCGCCCGGCCGCAUCAGCGCGGUGAAGGCCAUGGCGUCGGCCGCUUCGGCGGCGUCGGUGCAGUCUGGAGAAAGCCGUUCGGCCCUGCAGCAGCGGCGCAAAGCCCGUGAGCAGCGACGCAAGGAGAUCAUGAAGAUCAUGGACGCUGAUGGCGAUGGCGUCAUCACUGAGUCGGAGCUGGAUCAACUGAAGGCAGCCAACCCAGAGCUGUCUCAGGUUGACAUGAGCAAGCUGGAUGCUGAUGGAGACGGGCAAAUUAGCAAGGAGGAGUUGGAGAAAGCUCUGGAUUUUGAUGGCGAGCCCAAAACACAGGCUGAAGAGGCAGCGAGCCUCUUUUCGGCCGUGGCCAAUUUGUUCGGCGGAAGACCAUCGCAGGCAUCUGUGGAGAGAGUGGAGCCAGAGGAGACGAAGGAGGACUCCACGCCGACUCCCAAAGCCAAAGCUUUGCCGAAGGCGCUGUUUGCAAUGACUCGAGUGAACUUGGUCGCUGGCAGGAAAGGCAGCUUGGCCGUGUCUUCCGAGGAUCCUCAAGGUUCUUCGCAGGCCACGUCCGCGGCGCGCAAGCGUCGCGACCUACGCAAGGCCGGGAAGGCUGCUGCACUUCUGGCAGUUCCAGGGCGGCAGGAUGCAGAUGGCAACGGCUAA